Lachnellula hyalina is the source of this 1002-nucleotide messenger RNA. RefSeq names its product Hydrolase. The record is from RefSeq and is a predicted model, not a curated record. Gene Ontology annotation, molecular function: hydrolase activity. The transcript is spliced from 4 exons. Bases 1 to 1002 code for a protein of 333 amino acids. NCBI's taxonomy places the organism in Eukaryota, Fungi, Ascomycota, Leotiomycetes, Helotiales, Lachnaceae.
AUGGCUGACCCUGAAGUGUCAACCAUUGCAACUAAGGCCCCUGAGAGCGAUGCUGCAGAGGAUGUCCAAAAGGACACCCCGCCAAGUUUGGUCGCUGGGGAUACUCCAGCCCAAACUGGCGCAAGCCUUGGAGAGCACUGUGUGACUGAUAGACCAACCCCUUCUGGCCUAGGUUCCUCUGGGGAAAUUACAUCGUUAGGAGGAAUCGACACAUACAUUUCAAAACCCGCCGAUUAUCCGCAUGCUCCCUCAAAGCUUCUACUGCUCUUGACUGCUGCAACGGGCCUUCACUCGGUGAACAACCAGAUACAAGCAGACAACUAUGCGAAAGAGGGCUUUUUGGUUGUGAUGCCGGACAUGUUUGCUGGUGACCCCUUACCAGGCUCAGCAACGUACACCGAAGAGAAAGACCCCUCGAUCAUUGAGCAAGUAAAGAUGCGUGCAGCGGAGACGGCAAAGAGUUUCCUGAUUGAUCUUUGGUUGGCCAGAAAUACACCACAGAAGGCUCUUCCAAUUGUCCAUAAGGUUCUUGAAGCCGCCAAAGACGAGUACGCAGAUGCUGUGGCAAAUGGCGGGGGCGUGUACUCGGUCGGCUAUUGUUUUGGCGGAAGUAUUACAUUGCUUUUAGCCGGGGAGAAACCAGACACGGCGGCUUGGGGUCAGCAGCAGCCUACAGACGAAGAAGCCGGCGUGGUCAAGAAGGGCCCCUUCAUUAAGGCAGGAGCGAUUGCCCAUCCCACCUCAAUCACUAGAGAGGAUUUCGAAGGAACAAAGGCCCCAUUGGUAUUCAUUUGCAUAGAAAACGACCAACUGUUCUCCGAUGAGAUUCGGGAAUAUGGUGAGAAGUACCUGAAGGAGAACAAUGUCGAGUCUGAGUUUCGGACUUACUCAGGUGUGCCUCACGGAUUUGCCGUUACAGGGGACUAUCCAGACGAUGCUUCAAUCCAGCCAAGACAGACCGAGGCAUUCGGUCAGAUGUUGGCCUGGUUGAAGUCGCAUUAA